This is a messenger RNA of [Torrubiella] hemipterigena, 1497 nucleotides long. Lineage: Eukaryota; Fungi; Ascomycota; Sordariomycetes; Hypocreales; Clavicipitaceae. The record is from the annotation of a GenBank genome assembly.
AUGGACAAGAUCUCCAGGUUCCGGCGAAAGCCUAAACGCCCAACCAUCGAGACGUCUGUCCCCAGAUCCCGUAGCUCCGAACCACCGGUGGCUACAAUACACGUGCACUCGCCCUCCGACCCCGACUUCUUACAGCCUGGCCGCAUGUCGCGCAUGUCCGGUCGCAUAUCUCCUUUUAAAAACAUACGAUUACUAUCUGCCGGGAAGCGCGCUAGAAGCAGCCCGCCCGUGGCACAGCAGCAAAUCAGGCCAUCCACCGCCGUCGUAGCCAAGGGAGGCCACCCACUCAGAACAUUUGCCUCGCGCGACGGAAUGCUUGAAGCUGCGAGAAUGGGUGAUGAUAAGUCGCCGAAGGAGGCUGCAGUGCCGGCAUUUCUUAAUCUGUCCAUUCUAGAUAUGGCUAGCAAGUUCCAAGAGCUCCAAUGGACCGAAAGAAACCGAGUCGCAGAAGGUAUGCGAAGCGAAACCCCCGAAACUUGCCGAUGGGCACCAUACAAGCACAACUUCACAUCAGAGAGCGGACCCAUGGACCGUUAUAGCAAUGUAUGGCCGUGGCAGCAUACCCGCGUAAAGCUCAAUGUCGAAGAGGGCAUCGACUAUGUCAAUGCUUCUGCCAUUGAGCUACCGCCGCCUACAGAUGUGUCCCAAGACCCCUUACGAUUUAUUGCCAUGCAAGGCCCGACUAUCCCGUCGAUCGAAUAUGUAUGGCGCAUGAUUGCCGAGCAAAUGUCCACGACAUCCGCCAUUGUACAGCUGACCACCAUGGUCGAAAAUAAUGCGAUAAAAUGCCACCAAUAUUUUCCGUUCGAAGAGGAACAUGCGACUUGGGAUCUCAACGAGGAUGACUUAUGGGGCGAUGGCUGGAAAGCCAAACUGACAUAUGACUCCAUGGAGGAGCUGGCAGACGGCGCCAUCGAAAAGCGUAAGCUGCUGCUGCACGUUGAAGGGGAAGAGGAGCCAAAGGUCGUGUGGCAUUUUCUAUAUACCCUCUGGCCCGACUUUGGCGUGCCGGAAAUGGACGACUUGGACAGCUUCUUCGAGCUCAUGGAGCUUUCCCGCCAACACGGCGACCCCGAUGGGAGACGCAUCAUCCACUGCAGCGCUGGUAUUGGCCGAACAGGCACCUUUAUCUGCCUAGAACACCUGAUACGAGAGCUUGCUGCUGGCGCUUUUGAUGGCGACCCAUCUCUCCUUGGCGACGAAGAUGCUGUAUACGAGACGGUGGAUAUGCUCCGUGAACAGCGUCGAGCCAUGGUACAAGGCGGCCAGCAGUACAACUUUAUAUACGAUGUGCUACGGAAGCUGUGGUACGAGCGCCAUGGCCUCAAGUUAGAGCGAGGCGGGCAAACAGAGCCACCAGCACCAAAGCGCCGUGAAGUCCCUGAUCCAUUCACGGAUACCGAGGAUGAAACAGCCAGCCGUGGAACGGCGACGCCUAUAACAGAAGACGGCGGAGCUCCGUUGCAGGCCAAUGGCAACGAUACUACCGCAAGCUAG